This is a messenger RNA of Tarenaya hassleriana, 1610 nucleotides long. RefSeq names its product SH3 domain-containing protein 2. The transcript has 10 exons. Gene Ontology annotation, molecular function: protein binding. The record is from RefSeq and is a predicted model, not a curated record. NCBI's taxonomy places the organism in Eukaryota, Viridiplantae, Streptophyta, Magnoliopsida, Brassicales, Cleomaceae. Bases 211 to 1329 code for a protein of 372 amino acids.
AUUGACACAACUCUAACACGGAACCUUCUUUCUCGGGCAGAGUCUCUGACUCCAUUCUCUAUUCCUCGGUUGCCACCAAAAGAAAAAUCGGAAGCAGGAAUUUUGCAGAGCUCGACGCCAUUUCCGAUUUCAAAUCUCUCUCCCGCAAAGUUCUUCGAGGAAAUCGAAGAAGAAGAAGAGGAAUAAGAAGUAGAAAUUCGAUCAGGUGGAAUGGAAGCCAUAAGGAAACAAGCGACGAGGCUCAGGGAACAAGUCGCGAGGCAGCAACAGGCUGUCCUCAAGCAGUUUGGAGGAGGUGGAUAUGGUGGGUCUGACUCUGUUAUAACCGAUGAGGCAGAACUCCAGCAGCAUCAUAAACUAGAAAAGCUUUACAUAUCUACACGUGCUGCUAAGCAUUAUCAAAGAGAUAUUGUCCGUGGUGUGGAAGGAUAUAUAGUGACUGGGUCCAAACAAGUGGAAAUAGGAACAAAAUUAUCUGAGGAUAGCAGGAAAUAUGGUUCUGAGAGUACAUGUACAAAUGGUAAUGCAUUAUCUAGGGCUGCAUUGAACUAUGGACGUGCUCGGGCACAGAUGGAGAAAGAACGUGGAAAUAUGUUGAAAGCUCUUGGUACACAGGUCGCUGAGCCAUUAAGGGCAAUGGUGUUGGGAGCACCAUUGGAGGAUGCAAGACAUCUUGCUCAGCGUUAUGACAGAUUACGUCAAGAAGCUGAAGCUCAGGCUACUGAAGUUGCGAGACGCCAAGCCAAGGCGAGGGAAUCGCAGGGAAAUCCUGAUGCCUUGAUGAAACUGGAAUCUGCUGAAGCAAAACUUCAAGACCUUAAAUCGAAUAUGACAAUACUGGGGAAAGAGGCUGCUGCUGCUUUGGCUGCUGUUGAAGCUCAACAACAGAGAUUGACUCUUCAGCGACUCGUAGCAAUGGUUGAAGCUGAACGUGCUUACCAUCAAAGGGUCCUCCAAAUACUUGAUCAGCUUGAAAAUGAGAUGGUAUCUGAGAGGCAACGUAUUGAAGCCCCUUCUACGCCCUCAAGUGCAGAUAAUACACCACCUCCUCCAUCGUACGAGGAAGCUAAUAAUGGAGUGUAUGCAUCUCAUACGCAAGACACAUCCACAGAUAGCAUGGGUUACUUCCUAGGAGAGGUCUUGUUCCCGUAUCAAGGCGUGACCAAUGUCGAGCUCAGUCUAUCGGCCGGUGACUACAUUGUUGUCAGAAAGGUGACAAGCAGCGGGUGGGCUGAAGGAGAGUGCAAAGGGAAAGCCGGGUGGUUCCCUUACGAAUACAUCGAAAGACGGGAACGUGUUCUUGCUAGCAAAGUGGCUGAAGUCUUUUGAGAUUUUGGAGGAUCAUCAGUUUCCUUUGUGUUUUUCAUGUUUCUUGUAGGAAAAAAAAAAGACAAAGAGACAGAAGUAAAAGGCAAAAAGCACAGUCUUUUGGCAUAACCUCUCUUAUUCACAUGUGAAUACACUUUGUUGUUCGUCCAUUUUUUUUUUUUGUGGCAUUUUUCCUAAACCUUGGACUUACACAGAUACUAAAUUUUUCUUACACUUUGUAGUUCCAUGUCACUGUUGGUUUACAUGUUAUAUCAUUAUAUGAAUGAAUUUUGUAAGAUGAA